This is a messenger RNA of Leucoraja erinaceus (little skate), 1546 nucleotides long. Its product is annotated as tubulin alpha chain-like. NCBI's taxonomy places the organism in Eukaryota, Metazoa, Chordata, Chondrichthyes, Rajiformes, Rajidae. The transcript is spliced from 5 exons. The coding region runs from base 28 to 1461 and encodes 477 amino acids. Gene Ontology annotation, biological process: mitotic cell cycle; microtubule cytoskeleton organization. The record is from RefSeq and is a predicted model, not a curated record. Gene Ontology annotation, molecular function: GTP binding; structural constituent of cytoskeleton. Gene Ontology annotation, cellular component: microtubule; cytoplasm.
UGGAGCUGAGAGACUGAAAGGGACAUCAUGCGUGAGUGUAUCUCCAUCCACAUCGGCCAGGCCGGAGUUCAGGUCGGCAAUGCUUGCUGGGAGCUCUAUUGCCUGGAGCACGGGAUCCAGCCGGAUGGACAGAUGCCCAGCGACAAGACCAUCGGGGGCGGCGACGACUCCUUCAACACCUUCUUCAGCGAGACCGGAGCGGGCAAGCACGUCCCCCGGGCCGUGUUCAUUGAUCUGGAGCCCACGGUGAUCGAUGAAGUGCGGACCGGCACAUACCGGCAGCUCUUCCACCCCGAACAGCUGAUCACCGGCAAGGAGGACGCGGCCAACAACUACGCCCGGGGCCACUGCUCCAUCGGCAAGGAGAUCGUCGACCUGGUCCUGGAUCGCAUCCGGAAACUGGUAGGGUCAGUUUACUCCUGCAACACUCACACUCACCCCACCUUUCUCCUUCUCAAUGCUCUCCGCUUUAUCUGCCCACAGGCCGACCAGUGCACCGGACUGCAGGGGUUCCUCAUCUUCCACAGUUUUGGGGGCGGCACCGGCUCGGGCUUCACCUCCCUCCUCAUGGAGAGACUCUCCGUCGACUACGGCAAGAAAUCCAAGCUGGAGUUUUCCGUCUACCCGGCGCCGCAGAUCUCCACCGCCGUGGUCGAGCCCUACAACGCGGUGCUGGUCACCCACUGCACCCUGGAGCACUCCGACUGCUCCUUCAUGCUGGACAACGAGGCUAUUUACGACAUCUGCCGGCGGAACCUGGACAUCGAGCGCCCCACCUACACCAACCUCAACCGCCUGCUGGGGCAGGUAGUGUCGUCCAUCACCGCCUCGCUGCGCUUCGACGGCGCCCUCAACGUGGACCUGCUCGAGCUCCAGACCAACCUGGUCCCCUACCCGCGCAUUCACUUCCCGCUGGUGACCUACGCGCCCCUGAUCUCGGCCGAGAAGGCUUACCACGAGCAACUGUCCGUGUCGGAGAUCACCAACGCCUGUUUCGAGCCGGCCAACCAGAUGCUCAAGUGCGACCCCCGCCAGGGCAAAUACAUGGCGUGCUGCAUGAUGUACCGCGGGGACGUGGUGCCCAAGGACGUCAACGCCUCCAUCGCCACCAUCAAGACCAAGCGCUCCAUCCAGUUCGUGGACUGGUGCCCGACGGGGUUCAAGGUGGGCAUCAACUACCAGCCCCCGACAGUGGUUCCGGGGGGCGACCUGGCCAAGGUGCAACGAGCCGUCUGCAUGCUGAGCAACACCACCGCCGUCUCCAUGGCCUGGACCCGCAUGAACCUCAAGUUCGACAAGAUGUACGCCAAGCGGGCCUUUGUCCACUGGUACGUGGGAGAGGGUCUGGAGGAAGGAGAGUUCCAGGACGCGCGGGAGGACAUGGCGUCGCUGGAGAAGGACUACGAGGAAGUGGGCAUCGAUUCGGCGGAUCUGGACAAGAAGGCGGAAGAGGAAGAGUGAAUUUUGUUGUAUAUCUGGAAAGAUUAGUUAUUUUUAAUACUGGUGUAUAUCUAAUUCAUGAAAUUAAAUAUAUUUGAGACAUAAU